Molecule: messenger RNA, 994 nt
Organism: Dromiciops gliroides (monito del monte)
Lineage: Eukaryota; Metazoa; Chordata; Mammalia; Microbiotheria; Microbiotheriidae
Gene: ESM1
Product: endothelial cell specific molecule 1
Exons: 3
Cellular component (GO): extracellular region
Source: RefSeq, a predicted model, not a curated record
UGACAUCAGCUCGGGCUUUUCAAUUCCUGGAUGGCAGCGGCGUGUUAAUCCAACCUUCAUCCUGGAUUUCAUAAACUAAAGCAAGAGAGGUUGGCAGGAGGACAACUCUGCCGGAUUGAGGAAAUUGAUGACGGCGAAGCGUGCGGGCAACCCAGCGUAUAAAACUCAUCCACUUGUAGCCCGAUGCUCAGCUACUUCUUUGGAUUCUUGACGGCUGCAUCCCGCAGCCCAGGCCACGGGUCUCUAAGUUAGAUCGUUCAGCUUGGAGGUCCAGCCUCUUUGUGUGCCAGUCCGGGAAUCAGCCAUGAAGGGCCUCUGGCUGCUGCUGACCACGCUUCUGGUACCUGCGCACCUGGAGGCGGCCAGGCGCCCCAAGUAUGCAGUGGAUUGCCCCUCGAACUGCGACCCCAACCACUGCAAAAGCAGCCAGCAGUGCAAGAACACUGUGCUGGAUGACUGUGGCUGCUGCCGCGUGUGCGCCGCGAACCUCGGGGAGACUUGCUAUCGCACCGUCUCGGGCAUGGACGGCGCGAAGUGCGGCCCGGGGCUGCUCUGCCAGUUUUCCAACCAGGAGGAUGUUUUUGGUGACGAGUUUGGUAUCUGCAAAGAGUGUCCUUAUGGUACCUAUGGAAUGGACUGCAAAGAGACCUGCAAUUGUCCAACUGGCAUAUGUGACAAAGUUACUGGAAAAUGUUUGAAAUUUCCUUUUUUCCAUUCUGCUCCAAAGCCUUCCAAAAGGAGACUUGUGGUUUAUUCAGAUCACGACAUGGCUUCUGGAGAUGGCAACGCAGUCAAAGAGCAAUUUGUGAAAAAGAAUACAGCUUAUCCUCCGGUAACAAAAUGGUUAAAGCCCCGCUGAUAUUGGGUAUGGUUUGAUUGAACAGCCAAAUCAGUACUCCCUUUGAAGAUUGUUCAAUACACAGUCACACAUUUCAAGAGCAAUCCAGCUUAUCCAAUAGGAAAACCUGACUUCUGGAGACCAAUUGUGAUCCAG